Clupea harengus (Atlantic herring) is the source of this 1508-nucleotide messenger RNA. RefSeq lists its product as uncharacterized. NCBI's taxonomy places the organism in Eukaryota, Metazoa, Chordata, Actinopteri, Clupeiformes, Clupeidae. The record is from RefSeq and is a predicted model, not a curated record.
UGUUUACUUGUUCUUGCUAUUCCACUAGGGGGAGCCUUGGAGUUAGGUCGUGGGCGCAGGAAAGUGACGACACAAAAAAAGCUGUCGACAUCAGUUUAUGGUUUUAAACGCGCCACAUAGGUCGGCCUUUGGUAGUUGUUGAAGUGCAGUUACAAAGGAAAUUUGAUUUGGCGUGUGUGUGCUGCACACAUGACGAAAAGGAGGGCAGAGGGAGUAAUGCAUCAUGAUUCGCCUCAUAAAAGACUGUGUUUUCAGUCUCUGUGCAACAACGAUACGACGUUACCAGGUAUACGAGUUGUCCAAGACGCAGACGCUUCGUCGUUGCUCUCCUUCCUCAGUAACCAUUGCAGAAAAAGAAAUUAUGUCGAUGACAGAGAAACUCAAGAAUUGUCUAGACCGCGAAAGAAGUCAUUUCAAAGCAAGACGAGCUGGACAGUCUUGACUGAUAAUGAGAACAAUUCUGGAAGGUUCCGGGAGGCAGGCGUGCAGUCGCAGUCUGUGGCACAGGAGGUUGCAUCAAAGAAACGCUCACGCGAGGAGAACCAGCUGCACGAGGCCGAAUAUAUUCGAAAUGAGUCAGAAAAAGCAGUAGAGGAUGUACCUACUUUCAACACAUUCCAGUUCUGGAGAGCACCUCUGCCACAGCUUGACAUGUCUUUGCUGCAGAACGACAAGUCUCCAGGACCCACAGCAACACAAUACACCAGAGACGUUGAAUCUAUGGAGACAUGAAGAAGAAAUGUCGUCAUUGUGUAGGCUCAUAAAGAGAAGGAAGGGAGAAGAGGAUGUCUGAGUUUCGUAGUAGUUCAGACCUUGAGUGCAUCUCGGAGCUCGAAGGCUUGUGCACUCAAACAGUACUUAUCUUUCUCUGAGUACACAAACAGGUGACUUGAUAUGUGAAUGUCUAGUCCCAUAGAAGACUAGGAUAUCUGCAGUGUAUAAACACAGGCCUAAACAAAUUACUUCACUAAACAUUCGCUGUAUGCACUGUUACUCUAUAAUCACCUUAUGUGAGUUUCACCUAGAAUUUCUCUGAAGUAAAAUUUAUGUCAUUUGAUGGCGGUUUUGCAUUAUUCUGGUGAACUGGAUUUUUUGGGUAUUUGAGUCCAGAUGCGGUCAGUCUUUUGCCCUCGUUAUGGGGCUUGUUAGUUUAUAUAUGGUCAGGAGUGGCCAUUUGCCAUAGGCUGUCAGGGGAGUUUCCGUGUCAUCUAAAUCAUAUAAUUACCUUUUUUGCUCUAAUGCUUUGCCUUAAAUAGGUCUUAAUUUGUUGCAAUCAAACUGAGGAGUAAGAGUAGGACUGUGUACCCCAAUAACAUGUAAUUUUUUGGCACAUGUGUGAAUGUUUCCCUUUGUACCUGUUCAGUUAGGUGUUUUCUUGCUGUAUUAGUAUUACGAUAGUUGAAAGUGAUCAGCCUACAUGGAAGAUAAUUCUGUGUGAACUUCCACCACCACUGUCAUAAUGUGUAUAGUAAUUGCUUUUUGGCAAUUAAAUAUUUGUGUUUCCUAUA